AAACCACAGACACAAGAAAACUAUCAAUAGACUUUUGAGUCACACAAACUUCAGGCGUAUGUGGAAGAAGGACUGGUGGGUGAAGAGAGAGGCUGGAAAUAAUGAGAAACAUAUUCUUGUUUAUUUCAUAAUGGUGAAAACUACCCAGAUGUGUGUGACACUUCUGUAACUGAAGCAUUUAUAGAAUAUGUGGCACUCGUAUUGAGGUCUAUACUCAGGAAUAAGGAAAUACAGCAGACUGGAAACCAUGCAAUGUGCCUGACCAGCACUAAAAAGCAGAAGUAACGAGACAAAAAUGGAGUCAUUACGUUCUUACUUUUGGGCUAUAUUAUUGCUGGCCAUUAUUGCGUUGUCUCUGGUGAUAAUAAUGAUUUUUAUUAUCAUCAAUGUUUGCAUCAGUAAAAAAGUUACUUCAUACCAUACACAGACCAAGUCAAAUAAUUACAGUGACAUAAAGUUAAAAAAUCAGGACAAUCCAGUUUUUCACAAAAACGUUGAGAAUGAGAAACCACCCUUACCUCCAAGAGAUCAGUUUCAGUCCAUGGAUUCUGUUGAUCAGGGUUAUGAGCACGUGGAGCCCUUGCCAGAUUAUGUGGUGGUUGAGGAAUCAGCCCCUGCAGAGCCCCAACAACCCUUCACCCCUCAGUAUGCCACAGUUGAGACUAAAAGUCAAGAUGGAGUGAGUGUCGAAGAAGAUUAUGAUGACGUUGAAAUGCCUGCGAACUAUGACAGUGAAGAUUAUGAUGAAGUAGGAUAAAAGAGUCAAACUGUUGGAUAUAUAAGUGAAUGCAAAAAUCUGACGAGGUCAUAUGACAGUGUAUACUGUAUGUAUAAAUUGUACAUUAUUUAAGAUGAAACAAUUACUACUAUGCACUACUUUUCAAAAGUUUAGGGUCACUUGAAAUGUUUCUCUUGACCUUACAAACAUUUUUAUGUGAAGGUGUACAUAAAUGUCUGAAAUUAGAGAUAUAUUGUGUAAACGUACAUUUUUGUCACAGCUAAUUCUAAUAGUUCCAUUUGUAUAAUUCUAUAGUUCUGAUGAGUUUAUAAAUAUUCUAAAAUGUAAAAAAAAACAUACGUUUGUGAGUGACCCUAAAUGGUGAACAGUAGUGUACUGUAUGUUUACUUUCAAUUCAUUUAGGUUUUGUUGUAUGUUUUCAAAGCUCAUGAAACAUGUUUUUCCCUCCA
Triplophysa rosa is the source of this 1188-nucleotide messenger RNA. Its product is annotated as SLP adapter and CSK-interacting membrane protein-like. The record is from RefSeq and is a predicted model, not a curated record. Gene Ontology annotation, cellular component: tetraspanin-enriched microdomain; membrane; immunological synapse. The transcript is spliced from 6 exons. Lineage: Eukaryota; Metazoa; Chordata; Actinopteri; Cypriniformes; Nemacheilidae. The coding region runs from base 296 to 757 and encodes 153 amino acids.